AUGGGCUGCCCGUUGCUGCUGCUCCUGUUUCUCCUCGUUGCUGCCGACGUCCAGGCCCAGGGCGAAGCUGUGACGUGCGCGAUCAACGGGCCGGCCCUGUACUCGGCGGAGACGGGCUGCUACCCGGGGCCAAUCUCCAGUGAUGACCAAUCUCCAGUGAAGUCGCUGCUUUUUCGAACUGAUUACGACGGGUAUCAGGUGAAUUAUGUCACCGACUCGUACCUCAAAAUGUGGAAGAACGGCUACGAGGCGAGCUGCGGCUUGAAGAACGCCCCGAAGACGGGCGCCGUCUUGCCGAAGCUCGAGCGCGAGAUGGAUGAGGUGUGCGACAUAGCCCAUCCGCCGUGGCAUCCGGUGUACGGUUGUGUGGAGGUGGAGCGCGAGAUGGAGCACCAUGACCAAGGCCUCGUCUUCUUCGAGAGGGUGCUGUUCAAUGGGAAGUACAAGUCGAUCAGAUAUGCGUGCGCCCAGCCGAGCACGGCUCCCUACCACGUCUCCUUCUGCGACAACGGGAACAUGACCGGAAACAAAGACCCCUACAUCCCCACCGCCCCCACCACCCCCAACGGCAACUGGCCCGACAGCAUGGGCAGCGUGCUGCACAGCCCUGUCAGCCCCGGAUUUUUCGCGCUGUUCGACGCCUACAAGAAGAGCAUAGAACCACUGGCCAUGCCCUCGCCCACCUACGUCAGGGACGAUAACCAUCAGUAUCCGGAUGACUGGCGGAUCACGAUCGCCACGGCGCCCACCACCACCACCACGAUGACGACCGAGGCGUCGCAUGGGACCAACCCCACUCGGCUCGUCGUCACCGAGCCCAGUUGGAGUGACGAAGGAUGGGUGCAAUCGCGUGUUUUCGUGCUCUGUGUGGUCGCGCUGUUCGUGCUCACUGUCUACUUCAAGAAUAAGAAAUACGAGCCACCCCCACCAGUGUCCUGGCUGGAGACGUCGACGCCAGAAGAUGCCCAACGCCCCGAAGACUCUCAAAAUCCCGCGAAACCACCCGACACCAUGGUCAAGUCGGCCAGGAGCAGCGUCAUCGUC
This is a messenger RNA of Mesorhabditis spiculigera, 1044 nucleotides long. NCBI's taxonomy places the organism in Eukaryota, Metazoa, Nematoda, Chromadorea, Rhabditida, Rhabditidae. The record is from the annotation of a GenBank genome assembly.